AUGGUUCUCCGGUUGGUCAAUCUCUUAAAAAUUCAUAAUGGGCGUCGACAGUGGUUUAAUGACUAUGAAGAUGUUUUUGGUGAAGACUCGUUAGAUAAUGGAGAGUUAUUUCCUGAAGAUGCAGGGGUUGAACAAGUUGUAGAACCAGGUUUAGUUGAGUUGGGCACACAAUUUAGUGAUAAGUUGGCAUUUAAAAGCCACCUCAGAGCUUACUGUGUGCAGCAUGGAACUCAAAAGCUUCCUAAUGAACCUACAUUCAGCAUUAAAGGUUUCUGUUUGGAGCACACAUGUAUUGGAGACCCACUAGGGAGAAAUUCUUCCGCUAAUCCUGAAUUUGUAGCUCAAUGUGUUAUCGAGAAGUUGAAGACUUCAACUGCAUCUAUCAAUGGAAGCUAUGAUGAGAGUUACAAACUUGUUCCAGGUUUGUGUGAGAUGAUUAGAAGGACUAACCCCGGCUCCAUAGAAAAAUUCACAUAUGGAAGGAAUGAUAAUUGCUUUGAUUCUGUUACGAUAUCCUUCGAUGCACCUAUGAGGGGUUUUAUAAAUGGGUGUAGACCAAUUGUAGGCUUGGAUGGCUGCCACCUCAAGGGAAAGUAUGGAGGUUGUUUACUUUCGGCUACCUCUCUAGAUGCUCAGAAUGGUUUGGUGCCUUUAGGCAUAAUGAUCUAUAGGAAUGAAUGUUUUGAGAAUUGGUAUUUCUUUUUGAAAGAUCUGAAACCAAGAUUAGUUGACCAUAGGUUGCAACUGAACUUCAUCUCUGACAAACAAAAGGGUCUGUUAGAAGCAGUGGCUCUACUAUUUCCUGGUUCCCCACAUAGGUUUUGCAUUAGGCAUUUAUCUAAGAACUUCAAAACACAUUACAAGGGGCCUAAGUUGCACAAUCAUCUCUGGAAUGCCGCUAGAGCUUAUAAAGUGAAACAUUUCAAGGCUCAUAUGGACAGUUUGCUUGCAGAGAAUGCUGAUGCUUUUUUGUAUCAGACUGAAGCAGACCCUAACUGUUGGGAAACGCCCUUUUUUGAUCGUAACAGCUGCUGUGAGCAUUUGAACAAUAACUUUUCUGAGAGUUUUAACAAUAUGAUACAAAGGAUUAGGGAGAAACCAGUGUGCAAGAUGGAAUUAAUGUAUGGACAGUUAGUUAUGGUUAUGUUUUAUAAGAGGAGGAAUGCAUGUUUAGGUUGGGAAGAUGGAGAUUUAGUGCCUACAGGUAAAAAGUUGAUUGGAAAGAUGUUAAAGCUGACUGAAAACAUGUACUUGUAUCCAAUGGCAGAUGAGGGGAUUCCCUUGUCAACAUGCCGUUUAUAUUGUAGUAAUUUCUACACUGUUGACAACAUCAGAACCACUUAUGCACCUUCAAUUGCACCUUUACUGGGUCCUGAUGACUGGGAAGAGCCAACCAUUGAGAUCAAUCCUCCAAUACUCAUGAGGAAACCAGGAAGGCCUAGAGUGAAUAGGAGGAGGAGCUACGACGAACCACAAACUGAGAAGAAACCUAGAGCUUGUAGCAAGUGUAAGCAGACUGGACACAACAAAACUACUCGUGGGGGUGGCGCAGUUGGUUCUAACCCGAAGGCAAAGCGACUUAGAACUGAGGUAGAUGGUCAGACCUUCACAAGCAUUAACUAUGUUCGUGGUCAAAGCAGCACUGGAAAACGCAAGAAGAUUGGCAACAACAACAUUAAUCUUGCUGAAUCUUCACAAGCUGGAGGAUCGCAACCAAAGACCAAAAAGGCCAAAAAAGCUACUUAA
Molecule: messenger RNA, 1746 nt
Organism: Papaver somniferum (opium poppy)
Lineage: Eukaryota; Viridiplantae; Streptophyta; Magnoliopsida; Ranunculales; Papaveraceae
Exons: 9
Coding region: 1-1746 (581 amino acids)
Source: RefSeq, a predicted model, not a curated record